Messenger RNA from Geodia barretti, 1309 nucleotides. Lineage: Eukaryota; Metazoa; Porifera; Demospongiae; Tetractinellida; Geodiidae. The record is from the annotation of a GenBank genome assembly.
GGAUCAUUCCUAGUCCACGACGAAUGUCAGGACACCCGCUGUCUCACAGUCCGUGGAAAAGACUCCAUCACUCACUACAAGAUCCAGAGCCAAGACGGCCUCUUCUUCAUCGUCGAGCAAACCAAGUUCAAGAUGCUGCAAGACCUGGUGUACCACUACACCACUCACCAGUCGAGCGGUGUUCUUGUCACAACUCUAAGACACCCGUAUUACGUUCCACGUGGAGAUGACGAAGUCUCUCGAGGCGACAUACAACUCACCCACAAAAUCGGGAAGGGAAACUACGGGGACAUCUGGCACGGCGUGAAGGGAGAGACCCACGUUGCCGUGAAAAUCCAAAAUCAAGGUCUGGCCUCGAAGAGCGAGUUUCUGCAAGAAGCGACUGUUUUGUCACAGCUAGAUCACCCAAAGAUCAUCCACUGCGAAGGAGUAUGUUCAUCGGAGGAACCAGCAUAUCUACUGACAGAGUUUCUAAAGUUUGGUAACCUGGUCGAUUACUUGCAGAAGGGAGAAGGGAAGGACGUCCAUUUUCUUGAUCUGGUGAGCUUCGGCCUGCAAGUUGCCAUGGGGAUGGCCUAUUUGGAGAGGCAGGGCUACAUCCACUGUGACCUGGCCGCUCGGAGCGUUGCCGUCGGUGAGGGGAAGCUGUGCAAGAUUCAGAAUUUCGAACGUGCGCGGCGAGCCUCGUGCUACAAGCUGCCACCUCGUACCUCUGUCCCUGUGAGAUGGACGGCUCCUGAGGUGUUUGCCACCAAUGAGUACACGAAUAAGGCAGACGUUUGGGCUUUCGGUGUUGUUCUCGUGGAGAUUAUCACCCGAGGGGGUCGCCCCUACAAUCACAUGACUAACGAGGAGACCCUGAAAGCCGUCCAGUCAGGGUACCGCAUGUCGCAGCCACCCAGCUGCCCCAGAGGACUGUACGAGGUUAUGCUGAAAUGCUGGUGUGCAGAGUCUGACAGCAGAGUGAGGUUCGAGGCACUGGAGUGGCAGCUGGAGGAAUUCUUUGUCAGCCAGUGCUUCGAGGAUCGCACAUACAUAGCUCCCUUUCAAACCAAACACUGAUUCUAAUCAGCUAUUACACUUGCUGUUCUUUUCUUCUCUCUUUCAGAUUAAUUUACAAAAUGCUUGUAAUAUCAGACAUUUUAUUCCAUCAUCUCGCCCUCUCUCUUAUUGUUGCUGUUUCUUAUCAUGUCAUGCUACAAGUAGUGAUGUUUGUUAGUAAUACCUACUCACCCAUAAACCACUUAACAACUACGCAGAAUACAUGAUUGCUGGAGCAAGGAGGAAUAGUAUAAGAAGGAAGGAAAAC